CGAUUUGCAAGUUUUUCCGCGCGACUUUACUUGCCGACGACGACGAAAUGGACUCCAAGAUGUACGAGAAUGCCGUGUGUCUGGCACCGAUGGUGCGCGGGGGAACCCUUCCGUUGCGCUUGUUGUCCUUGCGAUACGGUGCCGACCUCGUGUAUGGCGAAGAAAUCAUCGACAGGAAAAUCGCAGCAACCACCCGCGUCGUCAACGAUGUACUGAAUACCGUGGACUACGUGACCCGCAACGGCGACAGCGUGGUGUUCCGCACCUGUGCCGAAGAGUCGGCCAAGGUCGUGUUCCAGAUUGGCACUGCGUCCGCUGUCCACGCCCUCAAAGCUGCAGAGACCAUCGCCCGGGACGUUGCGUCCGUGGACAUCAACAUGGGCUGCCCCAAGCAUUUCUCCGUCCAAGGCGGCAUGGGCAUUGCACUGAUGGGAAAACCUGAAGUGGCGUCCGACAUCCUCAAAACACUCAAGCGCAACCUCAACAUCCCCGUGUCGUGCAAAAUCCGCAUUAAAGCCACUCCACAAGAAACGAUCGACUUUGCCAAAGCCAUGGAAUUGUCUGGCGCCGCGGCCAUUGGGGUUCAUGCCAGACAAGCACAUGAACUACCCUCGGAUGACGCGCACUGGGACGCCCUUCCGCUGAUUCCGUCGGCGCUGUCGAUUCCAGUGUUGGCAAAUGGAGACAUUUGGAACCAAGACGAUAUUGCUCGCGUCCGGCAAGCAACGGGGUGCCAGUCGGUCCUCGUUGCUCGCGGCGCACUGAGCAACGCGUCUUGUUUUCGCGCGGCAGGCAUUGUGCCGUAUCAACAAAACGUGGAAGCGUACCUCAAAGUGGCCGCGGACACGGACAACGCAUACCAAAACACCAAGUACAACAUUAGCCGCAUGUUGCCAUCCAAAGAUGUGGCUUCGACCGUCGACGUUGCGACGAUCGCCGAAGCCAAGUCGAACGCAGACAUGUUUGCCUUGUUUGGGCUGACAGACUACUACCAGUCAGUGCAAGCGGGCUUCCAAUCCAAAGCGGCGGCAGCGGCACUCCGCCUCCCAGUGUACAUCCCCGAUAGAGCGUACGACGACGCCCAUAUUAAGAACCGCGCGUUCUUCUGCGAUCCGUGCGGGGUCCAACUGCUGAGCGCCCAAGACGUGGCGGGUCACGAAAAAGGCAAACGACACAAGAACAAGCUGCGCACGAUGGCGAGUCAGGCGAUGGCGGCGCUGUCCGGGAUGGACACGACGAACUUCUCUACUGCCAUUAACGACAAGCACGAGACUGACGACGACCCAGUGCCUAAGCGAGUGAAGCACACGACCGCUGGCACCAACGACGACCAAGUAUGAGAAGCACAGGAGACUGCAUCGAACGAAUGUGUGUGCCACACUGCGAGAUUGAAAAUCGAACAAUAAUAUAUGCGACGACAGCAUGUACCCAAAAA
Aphanomyces astaci is the source of this 1435-nucleotide messenger RNA. RefSeq lists its product as hypothetical. Bases 48 to 1340 code for a protein of 430 amino acids. Gene Ontology annotation, biological process: tRNA dihydrouridine synthesis. Lineage: Eukaryota; Oomycota; Saprolegniomycetes; Saprolegniales; Verrucalvaceae. Gene Ontology annotation, cellular component: cytoplasm. The transcript is spliced from 10 exons. Gene Ontology annotation, molecular function: tRNA dihydrouridine synthase activity. The record is from RefSeq and is a predicted model, not a curated record.